This is a messenger RNA of Numida meleagris (helmeted guineafowl), 1638 nucleotides long. RefSeq names its product sphingosine-1-phosphate receptor 2 (gene S1PR2). Gene Ontology annotation, cellular component: membrane. Gene Ontology annotation, biological process: sphingosine-1-phosphate receptor signaling pathway. The record is from RefSeq and is a predicted model, not a curated record. Gene Ontology annotation, molecular function: sphingosine-1-phosphate receptor activity. Lineage: Eukaryota; Metazoa; Chordata; Aves; Galliformes; Numididae. Bases 17 to 1069 code for a protein of 350 amino acids. The transcript has a single exon.
CCUCCUCCCGCCCGCCAUGGGCAGCAUCUACAAGGAAUACUUCAACACGGCCAAGAUCCGCGAGCACUACAACUACACCAAGGAGGGCCCCGACGCCUCGUCGGCCGCCUCGCACGGCGCCGUCUCCUUCCUCAUCGUCGCCGUCUGCUGCUUCAUCGUCCUGGAGAACCUCCUGGUGCUCGUCUCCGUCUGCCGCAACCCCAAGCUGCACUCGGCCAUGUACAUCUUCAUCGGCAACCUGGCUUUUUCGGACCUGCUGGCCGGCUCGGCCUUCAUGGCCAACACUCUGCUCUCGGGUGCCACCACUUUCCGCCUGACCCCGGUUCAAUGGUUCGUCCGGGAGGGGACGGCAUUCGCCACGUUGGCCGCCUCGGUUUUCAGCCUCUUGGCCAUCGCCAUCGAACGCCACGUGGCCGUCACCCGCCUCAAGGUGUACGGAGGCGGCAAGAGCUGCCGCAUGGUGCUGCUGAUCGGAGCCUGCUGGCUGGUGGCCGCCGCCGUCGGCAGCCUCCCCAUCAUGGGCUGGAACUGCAUCAGCGACCUGCGCGACUGCUCCACCGUCCUGCCCCUCUACUCCAAACGCUACGUCCUCUUCGUCGUCACCAUCUUCACCCUCAUCCUCCUGGCCAUCGGCGGCCUCUACGGCCGCAUCUACUGCAUCGUCCGCUCCAGCCACGCCGACAUCGCCGGCACCCAGACCUUGGCGCUUCUCAAAACCGUCACCAUCGUCCUGGGAGCCUUCAUCGUCUGCUGGCUGCCCGCCUUCGUCAUCCUCCUGCUGGACGCUUCGUGCCCUCUGCGCUCCUGCCGCGUCCUCUACCGGGCCAACUACUUCUUCGCUUUCGCCACGCUCAACUCGGCCGCCAACCCCAUCAUCUACACGUUACGCAGCAAGGAGAUGCGCCGGGAGUUCCGCCGCCUGCUGUGUUGCUGUGGGGCGCGCCGUGGGGCUCAGCCCCCCGGGCGGCGCGCCGUGCCCCUGCGCUCUUCCAGCUCCUUGGAGCGCUGCAGCCAGAAGCAGGGGCUGCCCGCCUCGCCCGUCACCCGCCACUGCACCACGUCGGUGUGAGCGGGGCGCCCCACGGCUGCCCCAUAGGUGCCCCAUAGAUGCCCCACGGAUGCUGCUUGGGUGCCCCAUAGAUGCCCCAUGGCUGCUCCUUGGUUGCCCCAUGGCUGCUCCAUGGCUGCUCCUUGGAUGCCCCUUGGAUGUUCCUUGGUUGCCCCAUGGGUCCUUCUUCCGUGCCCCAUAGAUGCCCCAUGGAUGCCCAAUGGACACCCCAUAGAUGCCCCAUGGAUGCCCAAUGGACACCCCAUAGAUGCCCCAUGGUUGCUUCUUGGACACCCCAUAGAUGCCCCAUGGAUGCUUCUUGGAUGCCCCAUGGCUGCUCCUUGGCUCCUCCUUGGAUGCCCCUUGGAUGUUCCUUGGUUGCGCCAUGGGUCCUUCUUCCGUGCCCCAUAGAUGCCCCAUGGAUGCUUGAUGGAUGCCCCAUAGAUGCCCCAUGGAUGCCCCAUGGAUGCUUCUUGGACACCCCAUGGAUGCCCCAUGGAUGCCCAAUGGACACCGCAUCGAUGCUUGAUGGAUGCCCAAUGGACGCCCCACAGAUGCCCCAUGGAUGCUCAAUGGACACCCCAUAGAUG